Molecule: messenger RNA, 3996 nt
Organism: Gavialis gangeticus (Gharial)
Lineage: Eukaryota; Metazoa; Chordata; Crocodylia; Gavialidae
Gene: NAB1
Product: NGFI-A binding protein 1
Exons: 8
Coding region: 473-1990 (505 amino acids)
Biological process (GO): negative regulation of DNA-templated transcription
Cellular component (GO): nucleus
Molecular function (GO): transcription factor binding; transcription coregulator activity
Source: RefSeq, a predicted model, not a curated record
UCCUUUUCAGGACUCUACUGAGUUCUCUAGACAAAGUGUGUUUAUGUGAAUUUUGUGUCAGGAUGGAGGAAUUGAAUCAUUCAUAUUCAUUGUUUGAAUUCACUUGUUAAAAUAUUAUGGUGAGGGUGGAAAAAAUAUAACAGAAGAGAGAUUGCUAACUCUUCCAAUAUGUAAUCUCAGUUUAUUGUCAGUGUUUUUCUUUAAUUUUACUAUUUAAUAUAUUGGGAUCCUGUUCGUGGGACUUCACAUAUUGCUGAAUUACAGUAUGUAGCUUUUAACAGAAUAUCUCAAAUACAUUUUCUUUCAAGGAUCCUGCUGCAAUAAGUUAACCUACUGUGCUGCAAUAUUUAGUGUUCAUAAGGACUUCCAAUUUCAUACUGCAUUCCCGAGUGCAUAAUUUAUUUGGUUGUGAUCUGUCCAGUUAUGGUACUUAAACUGCCCACUCAAAACUGAACAGGUUCUGUUACCUGUGAUGGCGUCGGCUUUACCCAGAACCCUUGGGGAAUUGCAGCUGUAUCGAAUAUUACAAAAGGCAAAUCUUUUAUUCUACUUUGAUGCCUUCAUUCAGCAGGGUGGUGAUGAUGUCCAGCAACUCUGUGAAGCUGGCGAAGAGGAGUUUUUGGAGAUAAUGGCUCUUGUAGGCAUGGCAAGCAAGCCUCUUCAUGUUCGAAGACUGCAGAAGGCUUUGAGGGACUGGGUCACAAACCCAGGGCUUUUCAAUCAGCCUCUCACGUCCUUACCAGUCAGUAGCAUUCCAAUAUAUAAAUUACCAGAAGGGUCUCCUGCUUGGUUGGGAAUAUCCUGCAGUAGUUAUGAAAGGAGUAGUAACGCCAGGGAGCCCCACCUGAAGAUUCCAAAAUGUGUUGCCACUACAUGCGUGCAAAGUGUGGGUGCAGGCAAAUCUGAUGGUGUGGGAAACUUAACGCUGCAGAGUGCCAGUGAACCGAGACUAUGGCAGGGGCACCACACUACAGAGAGUGAACACAGCCUUUCCCCAGCUGACCUUGGCUCUCCAGCUUCACCAAAGGAAAACUCUGAGACCCUGGAUGCUGCAGCUGCCCUGUCAGUUGCUGAAUGCGUAGAACGUAUGGUGCCCUCCCUGCCCAAAAGUGACUUGAAUGAAGUAAAGGAGUUACUGAAAACAAAUAAGAAGCUUGCAAAGAUGAUUGGUCAUAUCUUUGAGAUGAGUGACGAGGAUCCUCACAAAGAAGAGGAGAUCAGGAAAUACAGUGCAAUAUAUGGCAGAUUUGACUCAAAGAGAAAGGACGGCAAACAUCUCACCCUCCAUGAGCUAACAGUUAAUGAAGCAGCCGCUCAGCUGUGUGUAAAAGAUAAUGCAUUGUUGACCAGGAGAGAUGAACUCUUUGCGCUAGCUCGACAGAUCUCUCGAGAAGUUACAUACAAGUAUACUUACAGGACGACCAAAUCUAAAUGUGGAGAAAGAGAUGAGCUUUCACCAAAGAGAAUUAAGCUAGAGGAUGGUUAUCCUGAUUUCCAGGACACUGUCCAGACUCUUUAUCAGCAAGAUAAAGUACCACUUGCUUUGGCUAAAGGAAAAAGUGAGGACUCAGCAGCUCUUAAUUCCCAGUCUGAAAAACUGAUGGCAAAACAGAUGGAGUUUUUUUGCAACCAAGCAGGGUUAGAGAGACUGCAACAAGCAGAGAGACGCCUUUCUGCAGGGUGUUACAGACAAAAUUCAGAAGAGCACAGCCCCAAUGGCAUGUCAUUAGAUAACGCUGAUGGACAAGGUGAAAGGCCCCUGAAUCUCCGAAUGUCAAACCUGCAGACCAGACAGUUGCAACACCUUUCCCUAGAUGGCGAACAGCACUCUGGAAAACCUCUUUGCAGUGACUUGAUCAGGCUUUACUCUAGUAGUGAGGCAAAGUCUCAGUCCUCAGAAGGCCUUGGCAUCUUAAAAGAUUUUCCUCACUCAGCUUUUAACAACAUAGAAAGGAAAGUCAUAAAAACAGAACCUGAAGAUACAAGAUAGUCAUUCUUCUCUGGAAAAUGGUGUUGAAAUAAAACUUCUGAGGAGAAGCAAACAAGCCUUAAUAACCAGUGUUGCCUCAUUCAAAUAAGAGAUUUCAUAGCCAAAGCCUAAGAACUGGUGUAGUAGUCUGUGGAAACAGAAAAACAAGAGACAUUGCAAUCUAGAACAGUAAUACAGGUGGAUACGCAUUCCUGUAAAGUGGUUUUAUAAUGUGGAAAGGUUCACAAAUUAAUAUUGUGAGCCUGCAUUAUUUAAGAAUGUAUUAUGUAUUUGUAUAACUUAUCAAAGUAAAUCUAGAUGUUGGGACGUGUAUUGAGUCCAGUAGAUGUGGCUACAGUUCAUUUUACUUGAAAUUUCAACGUCUACUUUAAAUGUAUCUAGCAUAGAUAUAUGGUUGUUAUACAUUUGAGUUAAAAUCCUUGGAGAAUUAGGAAAGAGAACCUAGUAACAAUUCACAGCUGUUUGCAAUGAUAUUUGUAGGAAAAAAAAUUAGAAAAUGCAGAAGAUAUUUCGUGGUUUACAAUUUUCUCUGGAUAUAGCAUUUGAUAAAGUUGAUCCUGUAUUAUAGCAGACAUAUUUGAAACUUAUUAAUGUACUGUCAUUUAAAUAGUUUCAGCAGCCUUUACAUAACACACAUAUACUACUUAUCUACAAUUUGGAAGUGAUGAAUAUGAAAAAACUCACUAGCACAGGGGAGUGUCCUACUUAUUGUCACUGACAGGACUGCCAAAUGUUGUAAUUCAGAAAGUUUUAUAAUAUUUUGGACUACUGUGGCUUAAAAAAACCCAAACCAACAAUGCAUCCUAAAUGUGGCAGAGAUUUCAGUGUGAUGCAGGAUUAAUGUAUUAGUAUUCAAAGGUUGCAUUUCAUACCCAUACCAUAAACUAGCAUAAAGAAGAUAGGAAGGGGGAUACAUUACUGGUAGAUGACCUAUUAUGAGGUGCUGCCCAACCUACAUGAUUCAAUGAAUAUACCAUAUACUGAAUACAGUAUGCCAAUGUUUCCUUAUGUAUGUUUAGUUAACAUCUGUACUCAUUAUUUAUUUGACAAUCUUUAUUUUUUGUACAUGGUUUUUCACUUUUGCAGGUAUCACUUUGUCUCAAGAAAAAUAAUUGGCUUAAUUUACAGAAUUUGGGAUUUCGCAUGGUAUGUGUGUAUUCUCAAUGUAACUUCAGCUGCAGAGUUGCAUUUCUGCAGUGAAAUAAGUUACAUGCCUUAGUUCCUGAAUACAGCUUUUGCCCACAGUGCUUUCUGAGGUGCAGUAGAUAAACUUCCAUACUAAGGUGUGCACUUCUUGUCUGCAGUUUGCUCUGUCAAAUAUGUAUGUCAUACUAAAAUUAUGAGCAAAAUGUGAGCUGGAAUGUCUACACUGCAGUCUCUGAUAACUGUAAACAUGUCUACUUAUUUUAUCACUUUUGAUUUGUGGAACAAAGCUUUAUAGUAGAAACACCAGUAAACAACUUUUUAUACUAUUAAAAUGUUUGUUUAUAAAUGUUCUUUGAAUUGUAUUGUACUGUUUCACUCACUGAAGAAUCUUACUUUAAGUAGUGGAGUUUGCAGCUUUGCUGCUAGAAAUAGGAGAUGAAUGUGUACAGUAAUAUUUGCUCCUUUAUGUUGUGUGUACUAAUAAUAUGGAUAGGAUAUAUCUUCAGUUUAUAAUGUUAGCCAUAGCACUGGUUAGUAGCUGAGUAGUUUCAUGGAAUAUGAUUCAUGUAUUAUGGUCUAGAACUUGUGAGUGGACUGAUUUAACAUUUGAACUAUACAAGUAUAGUUAUAGAAUUUAAGAAGCAGCAAACUUUUAAAAUUGCAGGAAACUUCCCUCUUAAUAUCGGGCAUGACCAAAAGCUCUGCAUGAACCACAGGAGAUGCUCUUAAAUGUCAAGAGCUUACUUGUCUUUCAGUCUACAGUAAGAGGGAAAGAGAGCUCAUCUUAUCACCACACAGUUUCAGUAGAAUACAGAAUUUAUUUUGUAAACACUAAUGUAUUAAAUUUGCUAUAAAUUAAA